Messenger RNA from Aspergillus heteromorphus CBS 117.55, 2949 nucleotides. RefSeq lists its product as uncharacterized. NCBI's taxonomy places the organism in Eukaryota, Fungi, Ascomycota, Eurotiomycetes, Eurotiales, Aspergillaceae. The coding region runs from base 74 to 2776 and encodes 900 amino acids. The record is from RefSeq and is a predicted model, not a curated record. The transcript has a single exon.
CUCCCCACAAUCUCCUCCCUCCACUGGACGGUGCUCCACCUGAACGAGGGGAGAGGCCUUUCCUUCCGUCACCAUGCCUACCACUCCCGAGCGCAGGAGCGACCACGGACUGUUGUCGCGUCGUCGCACUUACGGACAGUCCGACCACCAGCGCUCCCCCUUCGGUCGAGCUGCUCGAGCCCACCUCACCCAUGACUUUGACGCGUCUCGUAUCCCCAGUCCACCCCGCGAGUACAGCCCUCAACACCACCGACGCAACUUCAGCCAAACCGGAACCCUCCGCGGAGCCUGGGAGCACUUGUCGCGUCCACCCAACAUGUCGGACCGCGACCCCGCGCCCUUCACCCUCGGCACCUCGAAUCGGAAUCGAAGAGAAAGCUUCGAGAUCGCAUCGCCCGAAUCAAACCCCCCGGACGAGUUAGUCGAGGCGUACCGGCAGAUCGACGACGCGGGAAGCCUGGCUGAUCUGGACCCGGAGGAUGACUUCAAUAUCUCCCUACGAGACAGUCGCAGCAGACGCUCCUCGUCGGUAUCGAGGCUACGGGGGGAUGAUUUGUUUGCGAUUACCGAUACCGAUUUCUUGAACGACGUCUCCGACGACCACGACGCCCUUCGCCGGAAACUGGUCGACCAUGUCGAAGAUGAGAAGCGCUUCCGCCGGGCAACAUCCAGCCGGUCGCCGGUUUUGAGCAACGCGGGGACUAUAAACCCAUUGACGUCGGAGAAUCUCCAACGGCGCAAUGAGGAGGAGGAGGAGGCUGGGAUGAUGGAGGACGACGACGAUUUCAAGCCCUCGGUCCAACUUCCGUCCACCUGGGGUACCCGGGCGACUUUUCGCGGUGGCGACUGGCUGAAGAAGAUGGCGCGCCGCACUGAGCUGCCAUUGACUAAGGCGGAAAGACCGAAGGAUGAGCCCUCGCCCCCGAGGUUCAAGUUGGAGAAGGACCUGCACACCAAUCCUGAACGAAAUAAUCUCGAUAGCAGAACGUCGGGCGAUCGUGCGACGAACAGAUACACCCGCGUUCCUUUGUCGGACACACCAAAUAACCUGCUUGCCGAGCAAAAGCCCGACAAGUUGACGCUGGGUGAACAUAUACCAUACACGCCAGUUACGGUCUUCAACUCCUAUAAGAAUUCGACGUUUACGAAGCGGAGUCCGACGAAAAGGGAUUCCCAGGAUCUGCUUCGCAAACUAGCGAGAGCAGAGAGUCCCAACCAGCGAAACGAGAUGAAAACCCCGGAAGCCCAAAAGAUCCCCGACAGACGCAUCUACGACAAGACACCGAUUGUGACGGGCGCCUGGAUUGACACCCCAGUGACCGAGCGGGUGAAUCAGUUUCCUGAACACCUUUCUCGGGACAUAGUACCGUCGCCACCAACGAAUGAUAGGUUUGAGUCGUCGUUUGUACCCGUGCAACCCAGGAUCGACGAAAUGCCUGAGACAUUUGAGUUGGGGGAGACAAAAGUUAGGGAUAAUCAGGAGAAACAGAAGAGGGGGGAAGAGGAGAGACAGAGGGAGGAAGAAGAGGAGAGACAGAAGGAGGAGAAAAAGAGAGAAGAAAGACUACGGGAAGAGAAGCUGAAGGAGGAGAAACGGAAGAAGGAGGCACAGAGAGAAGAACAGCAAAGGGAGGAAAAGCUCAAGAAGCAACAGCAGGACGCAGAAAAGCAGGCCCAAGAGAACAAGAAGAAACAAGCGGAACCAGCCAGCGGAAAGGCAAAGGCAAACAAGCCACCACUGGUCAAGCCUGAUCUGCCGAAAAGUGCCCUGGAGACAGUCCUGCAGGAUUACAAAGAGCAUAAGGAUUCCUUGGAUGUUGGUGACGACACGAUCGAGUCGCUCCAGGAGAUCAUUGAUGGACAACCCAGUGAGCCCAAGACGGAGGAAGAGGACGAUGCUGCAUAUGAAAAAGAGAUCCUGAAGAAGCUGGAGCUCGCCAGCACGGGGGGGCGAGACACCAUGGAUCUAGACAGGCUGAAUGAGAAGUUGCGGUCGUUGGCUGAGAAUAUCCAGAAAGUCAAGACAGGGCUGAAUGGCCUGGAAAACCAGGUGUCCCGGGAUGCCGACGUUCUCUCGGCCAUCCAGUCGCCCCCGAGGGGCAGAAAGGGCCCAAAACAGUACACCUGUUCAAACUGCCAAGGGGAACACGAUGGCCGAGUCUACACAGAGAUUUCUUUCCCGCGACUAUGGAAACGCAACCCCAUCUCUCGUCGCAUUCGCCCUACCCGCCUGGGAUGGUGCUCCUUGAUCCUACUCCUUUGGUACUGCUCCGAGUCAACCAUGUGCGAUGCCUACUGCCAUCCCAUGGUCUCCAACACCUGCAACGGCAACUGCCUACGUCCAGACGCUCCCCGCUUCCCAUACGUGAUCCCGACCAUGCUCUGGCGCUGGCUACAUCUCUCCUCGAUCUUCACUCCCCUCUGGGCUAUCUCCAUCGCUUUCUUCCGACUCAUCGCCCAGCUCCUUGGUUUCUGGGACGGAUACGUGGAAGAGGCACCCGUCCCGGUGAAUUUAUCUGGCGAAAUCCGCAUCAACGGCAGUCGGGUAGACAACAUCCCCACUGCGUCAGCUACAUCUCGAGGAUUUUUCUCGCCUCCGAAACUGUGGCCUGAGAAGGAACAGCGCGCGGCAGUCCCGGAACCAGUUCCUGAAUUGAAAGUCGAGGUGGCGGAUAUCCACAUCAGAGAAGGAGGAGCAUCAUCAUCAUCAUCAUCAUCAUCAUCAUCAUCAUCUUGGGAGGAGGAUGGCUUCAUGGAUGACGAUGAGUUUAUUUAGUCUAGUCUAUCUAGUAGGGAGUCCUCAUCUCAUCGAACUUCGAAGGUUUAUUUAGCGCGUUUUUGCUUCGGUGGUGUCGGGUUCAUAUCAUAUCAUAUCAUAUAUCAUAUGCAUAUUGGUGGAUUGGGCGGGAUAGCUUGUUUCUAUACACGCAGUAUAUUUCAUUGGUCGUU